GGGAGGCGGGCGGCGCGUGCGCGGGCGGCGGCCAUGGCGGGAGUGCUGGUGCGGGCUGGCCGUGCUGCGGCCCUGUGGGGAUCGCUGUCGCCGCUGAGGGCGGCCCGGGCAUUCCUGGUUUGCAGGCUGAAGUCAUCGGUCAGCUUUCUCACUCGACCGGAUCGACCAAAUAUUGCUUAUCAGAAACUAAAAGGAAGAAAUCCAGGGGUUAUUUUCCUUCCAGGCUUCAAUUCAAAUAUGAAUGGUCAGAAAGCAACUGCCCUUGAAGAUUUCUGCAAAUCAUUAGGUCAUGCCUUCAUCAGAUUUGACUAUACAGGAUGUGGAAGUUCAGAUGGUAAAUUUGAAGACUGUACAAUUGGGAAGUGGAGAAAAGAUGUUCUGUCUAUACUGGAUGAACUUACAGAUGGACCACAGAUUCUGGUGGGCUCCAGCAUGGGUGGAUGGCUGAUGCUUCAUGCUGCAAUAGCACGUCCAGAUAAAGUAGCUGCUCUGGUUGGAGUUGCUGUAGCAGCAGAUCACGUUGUAACAACUUUUAAGAGGCUUCCUAUUGAGGCACAAAAAGAAAUAGAAGAAAAGGGUGAAUGGAAGUAUCAAACAAAGCAUAAUGAAGAAGGAUAUUACUCCUUGACCUAUGACUUUAUCAGAGAAGCAGAAAAUCACUGCGUGCUGAAUAGUCCUAUUCCUGUGACAUGUCCCAUACGUCUUAUUCACGGCAUGAAGGAUGGAGAUGUCCCUUGGGAGAUCUCUGUGCAAGUUGCUGACCGUGUUUUGAGCAAGGACGUGGAUGUUAUCCUUCGCAAAAUCGGCCAGCAUCGGAUGAGUGACAAGGAGGAUACAAAGCUCCUUGUGAAUACUGUUGAUGAUCUAAUUGACAAGCUGUCAACAGUAGCAUAAGCUCAAGAGUAGCAUUAGUGCAUGAACUCUACACCUGACUCUUUUCCUUGAGUAACAGAAGCCUUGUUCUUACCCAGAUGGUGGCAGGCUUGUGACUGUCACAGUAGGAACUGAGCUUUAUCUGCUGUUUCCUUACCUCUGUUUCGUAAAUACAGGAAUUGUAUUAUUGCUGCAUUUGCACACAGUCCAAAGUGGGAAGGAGUGUUCAGAACCUCUCCUUCACCAUUUUACCCUUUUUUUUCACAAAUUUCCUACAAUUUUGUACUGACAUGUUGAUUACUUUUUGUUGCUAUUGGCCUGUACAGUAAAACUUUAUUUUCACAUCUUUGACACCUGUUACUGUCCUUCCGCUGUAACAUCAUUGUAUCUUAUGUCUAAACCAUCUGUGCAAGGCAAACUACAACUUGAGUGUUUACUGAAGUUAGUUAUUAGAAUAGUUAGUACCGUGAAACACAAUAAACAGAUUUCAGGUAAAUGGUUAUUUUGUUCUGAAAUGCUGUUAAAAAGUCGAAAGCACAUCCUGAUGGUGUGCUUGUGGUAAUGCAUAGGGAAGAAUUGGACUUCGAAGAAAGCAGGGCCUCAAAACCUUAAGAGCUCUUUAUCUGUGCUUGUCAGGAGGCUGUCUGUGAUCUCCAGGCUACCAUUUGUUGUUCAUUUGUGGGCCUACUGUUAAGGAAACAAUAAAUAAUCUUGGUGUAAAC
Messenger RNA from Camarhynchus parvulus, 1595 nucleotides. RefSeq names its product abhydrolase domain containing 10 (gene ABHD10). NCBI's taxonomy places the organism in Eukaryota, Metazoa, Chordata, Aves, Passeriformes, Thraupidae. Gene Ontology annotation, biological process: protein depalmitoylation. Bases 34 to 894 code for a protein of 286 amino acids. Gene Ontology annotation, molecular function: hydrolase activity, hydrolyzing O-glycosyl compounds; palmitoyl-(protein) hydrolase activity. The transcript is spliced from 5 exons. Gene Ontology annotation, cellular component: mitochondrion. The record is from RefSeq and is a predicted model, not a curated record.